Messenger RNA from Culicoides brevitarsis, 2394 nucleotides. It is a transcript of the gene EndoGI, whose product is annotated as X-ray repair cross-complementing protein 5. Gene Ontology annotation, cellular component: Ku70:Ku80 complex. The transcript has 3 exons. Gene Ontology annotation, molecular function: telomeric repeat DNA binding; double-stranded DNA binding. NCBI's taxonomy places the organism in Eukaryota, Metazoa, Arthropoda, Insecta, Diptera, Ceratopogonidae. The record is from RefSeq and is a predicted model, not a curated record. Gene Ontology annotation, biological process: telomere maintenance; double-strand break repair via nonhomologous end joining. The coding region runs from base 148 to 2388 and encodes 746 amino acids.
AUUUUAAUUUUCUUAUUUUUUGCCUAAAAUUACAUCUAAUUAAUAGAAAAAUCUGUAAAUUUUGAUAGAUUUCAAUGUAAAUUCAUCGAAUUUUAUGAAAACAAUUGUUGUUACAUCCGAAAUUACGUAAAAUCAAGUCAAAAUAAAAUGCCGCCCAAAGCUCUAAAGGAUGCCUUCGUCAUUGUCCUUGACUGCAGUGCAGAUUCGCAAAAAUCAUCUUCAAAAGAAGGCGAAACUUUCUUCGAACGAGCUAAAAAUUGCGUUCUCCGUAUUUUCGAGAGAAAAAUUUUUGCAUAUUCCGAAGAUCAGCUCUGUCUCUUCUUAAUGGGAGCUCCGGGGAAUUAUUACACCGAAAAUGGGGAGAAACGUUACAAAAAUAUCACGAAAGAAGUUGAUUUGCAGAAAGCUACAUGGGAUCAUUGUCGUUUUAUUGACCACUCGGUAAAGCCCUACGAUGGCAAAGCUGAUUGGUUUGAAGCUCUCGACUGUGCUUUGGAUAUGUUGCAUGAUGCAAGUGACUCUCGACCUUUUAGCAAGAUGAAAAUUUUGCUUCUAUCCACUUUGGGUACUCAAACGACAGCAACAUCGAAGGAUGUCAAGGAAUUUAUUAACAAAACGAAAGUUGAAGAUAAGCCUCCAGUUGAAAUUAUUGUCAUCAAUGACAACAUUGAAUUAACAGAAGAAGAUACUUGGACCUUCUCACAAGUCGAUGCAAAGACGCAGGAACAAGAAACGAGCGAAAAUUUGAUUAAACAAAUCAUUUCAGAAACCGAUGGCGUUCUUUGCAACUUGGAAAAUGCAGAAUUGGAACUUUUGCACUACGAAAAACAAAAAACUAAAGGCGCCCCGAAGUAUUUUACGUUCAAAAUUGGUGAAAGUAUCUCGAUGGAAGUUGUUGAAUACGUCAAAGUAGCAGAAUCGAAGCUUUUAAAGUCAUGGCAAAAGAUGACAUCGGGCGGAGAAGAUGUAAAAACCGAAAGAAAAUACUUCCUCAACGACGAGGAAGUGAAAGUCGUCCCUUCUACAGUUGAUCCAAAUGAAAUUUCAACGACAAAUUCUUCAAUUUCGGCAACAAAUUCCUCCAUGAUGACAGAAAUCACGUCCCCGAAGUCAAAUAUCUCCAUGGAAGUCGAUCAAAAACCAGAAUUGGAGGCAAUUAGAGGGUACAUGUUUGGUCCCGAUGCCAUCGCUUCUCCCGGAUUAUUUUUGGAUUUCGGCGAAAAGAGUCUUUUGUGCAUUGGAUUCAGUGAUGCCAAGUACGUUCGUUCGGAAUACCUCUCUGGCAAGGGAUGUCACGUAGUUUUGCCCAAACCAGGCUUUAAAUCAUCCAUCAAAAAGUUCGCGUCUCUCGUCAAGGCCUUGUACGAAACUAAUUACGUGAUUAUCGCUCGUAAAGUUUACCAAAAACGUGCAGAACCCAAAAUUGUGGCACUUUUUCCGGAAUACAAUGAAAACGAGAGACCAUUUUUGACGGAGAUUGGCUUGCAUUACCGCGAAUAUUGCAUCGACAUUAAAUUCCCUUCCUUACGAAAUGCGAGAAAAUUUCAACCGACACAGGAACAAUUCGAUAUUAUGGACCAACUAAUCGACUCGAUGGACUUGAUGACCGUUGGAAAUGAAAAAUCCGGCAACGCAGAGGCUUUUUCGCAAAAUAAAACGUUAAAUAUCGCCCAUCAACACAUGUGUCGAGUAAUCGCUCAUCGCGCCUUGCAUCCAAAUGCCCCGAUUAUUGAUAAAAUUAGCGAAGAACUCACCGCCUUAAUUGACGUGCCUGAAAAGAUCAGAGAAAAUUCGCGUGAUAUUUUGCUCAAAGCAAAGGAAUUAUUCGUACUUGAAGAGAACAAAGUCCCCACAAAACUGCAACUACUGGAGCAACGUUUAAAGGAAAUUGCCGAAAAAGAAGCUGGAAACGCCGAAAACGACCAAACAUCAGCCGAAAUCGAUGCGAAAAUCACUCGCGUUGGCACCGUGACUCCAGCAGAAGAUUUCCUCUUUUUAGUUAACGCGGGUUCUGCCAUCGCUGAGAUCACGCAGCAACUCCAAAACGUCAUCCGUAAAAUCACAUUCCAGGAAUUUACGAUUUCCAAAGUCAAAAUUACGAAAGCUCUUGUCGCUUAUCGUUCCCAAGCGAUGGAAACCAAUCCCGCGAGCUAUAAUGAUUGGAUCGUUCGUUACAAAGAAGAACUUUUAUCGAACGAAAAGCAAGAAUUAUUCACAGAAAUUGUUGUUAAUGAAAAUUUGGGCUUAAUUUCGUCUGAAGAGUCGAAAUUCGCAGAAGUCACGACUGAAAUGGCAGAAAAUUUCUAUACUGUCGCCGAAAAAAAGCAAAAUACGACAAUCGUGGCACCCCAAGAGGAUGACAACGACUUGGAUGACUUGAUAGAAUGAAAGUUU